This is a messenger RNA of Papilio machaon (common yellow swallowtail), 1411 nucleotides long. RefSeq lists its product as uncharacterized. Gene Ontology annotation, biological process: actin cytoskeleton organization. Gene Ontology annotation, cellular component: plasma membrane. NCBI's taxonomy places the organism in Eukaryota, Metazoa, Arthropoda, Insecta, Lepidoptera, Papilionidae. The record is from RefSeq and is a predicted model, not a curated record. The transcript is spliced from 7 exons. The coding region runs from base 98 to 1369 and encodes 423 amino acids.
CGGACUUUGUCGGUGAAAGUUCCUUUUAAUUUGGUAAAAUUAAAAAGUAGAAAUUAAACAAUAAAUAAUUAACAAAGUAAAAAUACGCGCGACAUUGAUGAUGGCUCGAUUGCAAAUGGCGGCCAUCUUUCUUUUUUUUAGCAUAUGUUACGCUUGUGACGUGGAUAUGGCAGUUUACAAAGUGACAGUGCGAAUGUUAUGGAGCGAACAGACGUUCCCAAAGGAUUAUCCAAUGCAACGUCCGAAAGCGCAGUGGUCGCCAGUGUUUGGUCAGUCUCACAACAAAUCUUACACGUUAUUCCGUGUUGGUGAAGUGGCGAAGUCUUCAGUAAGAAACUUUGCUCAAUAUGGAAAACUGGAUACUAUGAUACUAGAAGGUGAAGAGGAUCCAAGAGUUUAUGAUCAGUUUUCAACUCCCGCUCUCGGAAGUGGAACUGGAGAGACAGAAAACUUGGUGUUUGUUGACAAUGAACAUAGUGAGAUAUCUAUGAUCAGUAAAAUAAUACCAUCACCAGAUUGGUUCGUUGGUGUAGACAGUUUGAAUCUAUGCGUGGAUUCAUCCUGGAUUGAUCAAAUUAUACUUGAUCUGGAGCCUUUAGAUGCGGGAGCUGCCAGUGGUCUUACAUUCACAGCUCCACGUUGGGAGAAUUCACCGCCCGAAGUCGUAUCUAAACAUAAACCUCGUCAACCGAAUCACCCAGCAUCUGGUUUUUAUUAUCCAAAUAAAAAGGAAUUACCACCCAUAGCUAAAGUUCAAUUUACAAAGGUAAAAGAAUAUUCAUCUAAAGAGGUUAAUGAUUUAGCAAGAAAAGAGUUAUUAAAUAACCUUCAUUUAAAAGAUAAACUGAAAGGUUUACCGAAAAAGAAAUCAUUGAAGAGUUAUCAAACAACCGAAUUAAAUCAAGAAGUAACAACAAAGAAUAAUUUCGAUCAAUUAGUUGAGUUAGAAGAGGAAACUUUUGGAACCCCGCGACCCAAUGUACCAGAUAACAAAGUUGAAAUUAUAACUAAUGCUCCUACAACGACUAUAAAAAUGGACGAGGAGUUUGAUAGUGACCUAAAGAACAUGGACGAUGUUGUACUCGCGGUCGCUAACGGCAACCGUUUAGGACUAGGCAAGCGAUUACCGAGGCACUUCAGAUCUCGACUACAUCACGCUGUUAAUAGAAUCCAACCGGAUGAUUGCCUAGUAUCCGAAUGGGGCAGUUGGACUCCUUGCUCGGCAACAUGUGGCUUUGGAGACCAGUUCCGAACCCGACGUGUCAUUCGAGAGAAGCGCGGAGAUGGCCGCAACUGUCCAACGUUGACUGACAGAAAACAUUGCGGUAAUAUCAACUCUUGCGCACAUAUUGAUUACUUUGAAUGGUGAUAGGAACUCAGUACUUAUGUUACAUUUUAUAAUAAACUUUUA